Gossypium arboreum is the source of this 980-nucleotide messenger RNA. Its product is annotated as pentatricopeptide repeat-containing protein At5g61400-like. The transcript has a single exon. The record is from RefSeq and is a predicted model, not a curated record. Gene Ontology annotation, molecular function: protein binding. The coding region runs from base 328 to 708 and encodes 126 amino acids. Lineage: Eukaryota; Viridiplantae; Streptophyta; Magnoliopsida; Malvales; Malvaceae.
CGGGACAAAGGGGAGCCGGACCUCGGGCGUUGGACGCGCUGACGGUGCACGUGGAUGGGGUACGGCGCUAGGGGGAAAUUAGGGUUAGGCUUGGCUGGAACUUGGUUUAGCCAUUGGGCCUAUCGGGCCAUCCGGGUUAGGGCUUAGUUGGGCUUAGAUUGGGUAAUUUAGGUCUGCUGAUUAUUUGUAAUUUGAACAUUAGAUUUUGGGUUUUAUUAUCAUUAACAGGUUUUCUAAAGGGCCGGGCAAAAUUGGGCCCGUACAAGCAUAAUUAAGGGUCUUUGUACUGUUGGUAAAGUGGAGGAUGGGAGCUUUUUAUUGCAGAAAAUGAACAAAGAUGGAGUUUUGGCUAAUUCUGUGACUUACAAUUCCCUGAUUGAUGGGUAUUGUAAAGUGGGGAGCAUGGAGAAGGCUUUGGAGAUAUGCUCUCAAAUGAACGAAAAUGGUGUAGAACCAAAUGUUAUCACUUUCUCUACAUUGAUUGAUGGUUAUUGCAAGACUGGAAACAUGGAAGCUGCCGUGGGAUUUUACUCCGAAAUGGUUAUCAAAGGUCUUGUUCCAGAUGUGGUGGCUUACACAGCUUUGAUUAAUGGGUAUUGGAAAAAUGGUAAUAUCAAGGAGGCAUUCCGGCUGCAUAAAGAGAUGCUGGAAUCAGGAUUAAUGCCCAAAGUUUUCACGUUAAGUGGUUUAAUUGAUGGCCUUUGCUAGGAUGGAAAAGUUUAGGGUUUUUUUAGGUUUUUUUUUUCAAUUUCUUCAUCCAACGUGGCAAGUUAACUGGCCUCAUCAGCUAGUCUACUUGCGACAUCAUCGGUUCUGUUAAGACACUAACGGAAACUGCUAGUCAGUAAUUGUUUUGUCACUUUUUUAUAAUGUUAGUGACUGUUUUGUUAUUUUUCAAAAGUUAGGUGAAUGAGAUGAAACCUAAGUGAUUAUUUUAUUAACUACCUUAAAGUUGGGUGACUGUUAAUAAGACAUAUUUU